UUUUUUUUAUUAGUAUUUGGGAGGUACUGUUAAUUUGAUUUUUAUAUAUAUAUAAUUCUAAAGAAUUGAAUAUAUAUAUAUAUAUACGCCAUGGACCAUUCAUUAAAGUUAGAGAUUCCGUUUCCAAAUGAACGUCUGGCCAUUAUAGCCAAGCGUGUACUGAGUGUAGAUAAAGAGCUCAAGACAGACCAGGUCAAGCGUACGGUUGACACUGCCGGAAAUACAUUGACAGUAUCCUUUGAGUGUACCUCCACUAAAAUGCUGCGUGUGGCAGUAAAUUCUUUCCUGGAAAUGUUAACCAUGGUGACCAAGACGAUGGAUCAAUUCGACACAGUCUGAGGGUGGAGAGAUAGAGUGUGUGUAUGUGUGUGAGAGAAAAGGACGAAGAAGAAAGGAUUAUGAUAUGAUGAUGAUAAUUAUUGAUUGAUUAUUUUAAAAUCAAAUAAAUAAAUGGAGUUUGGCUUUUGGUAGCAAU
Phycomyces blakesleeanus NRRL 1555(-) is the source of this 475-nucleotide messenger RNA. RefSeq lists its product as hypothetical. Bases 91 to 339 code for a protein of 82 amino acids. The record is from RefSeq and is a predicted model, not a curated record. Lineage: Eukaryota; Fungi; Mucoromycota; Mucoromycetes; Mucorales; Phycomycetaceae. The transcript is spliced from 3 exons. Gene Ontology annotation, cellular component: EKC/KEOPS complex.